AUGAACACUUGUUCAACUUACUUCGGUCCAGCAACUACAGGAACGCGGUCUUUGAACCGACCGUCGCUGAUGAACUACACUCACGAACGCUACGAACUGAUGGGAAAAUAUGACCAGGAAAGUCUUUCCCAAAUCGACCCACCAUUCAAGCGAAUUCUGUUCUGGAACGAGGCUUACGGAAGCAAAGAUUACAAUGUCGGAAUUGGUCGCCAUGCCUUGCGGAAACGGGGGUGUCCCGUGUGGCAGUGCGAAACGUCGGACAACCGCAACGAUGUCCAGGACUACGACGCCGUUGUCUUUCACCUCCGCAGUUGGAGCCGGAACGACUUGCCGCAACGUCGGUCGCCCCAUCAGCGCUACGUUGGCUGGAUCAUGGAAUCCGCAGCGUGGCGCGAAUACAUGGUGGACAAUAGUCCCAUGGUCAAUUUCUUCAACUGGACGUUUUCAUACCGUUGGGACUCUGAUAUCGUCAGUCCUUACGGUUACGUCAAACCGGUUCAUGGACGCGUACCUCUUCAUCCUAAUGAGAAACAAAUGAAAGAGUAUUUAUCCAAUUCAAAAGUCGAUUACGCGAAUGGGAAAACGAAAAUGGCAGCUUGGUUUGUCUCCAACUGCCUGUCGAAAAGUAAAAGAAACGAGAUGGUUAACGAGCUGCAAAAGCACAUGCAAAUUGACGUUUACGGGAACUGUGGAACGAUGACCUGCCCGAGAAACAUGGAAGACGAAUGCCGAGAAAUGGCAGCCAAAAAUUACAAAUUUUACAUGGCACUGGAAAAUUCCCUGUGUCAGGACUACAUCACUGAAAAGUUUUUCGCCAUGAUGAAAUACCCGAUCAUUCCCAUCGUUUACGGCGUUCACGACCACUACGAUAGGAUUGCACCGACGCAUUCCUUCAUCAACGCGGCAAAAUUUGAAAAUAUGAAACAGCUGGCCGACUACCUCAUUCUACUCGACAAGAAGGACACGCUAUACAACGAAUAUUUCUGGUGGAAACCUCAUUUUAAAGUGUGUGACUUUAACGAUGACAUAAACAAAAGCAUGUGUCAUUUGUGCGCCUCUCUCCACAACACGACGUCACCGCCUAAAAUCUACGCAAACAUGACCGACUGGUGGGAAAACCAAUCCUACUGCCAAACACCCAAAUUCUGA
Messenger RNA from Daphnia pulicaria, 1149 nucleotides. Its product is annotated as alpha-(1,3)-fucosyltransferase C-like. Bases 1 to 1149 code for a protein of 382 amino acids. Gene Ontology annotation, molecular function: alpha-(1->3)-fucosyltransferase activity. Gene Ontology annotation, cellular component: membrane. The record is from RefSeq and is a predicted model, not a curated record. Lineage: Eukaryota; Metazoa; Arthropoda; Branchiopoda; Diplostraca; Daphniidae. The transcript has 4 exons.